Messenger RNA from Pleuronectes platessa (European plaice), 2124 nucleotides. It is a transcript of the gene gprin1, whose product is annotated as G protein-regulated inducer of neurite outgrowth 1. The record is from RefSeq and is a predicted model, not a curated record. Gene Ontology annotation, cellular component: plasma membrane. Lineage: Eukaryota; Metazoa; Chordata; Actinopteri; Pleuronectiformes; Pleuronectidae. Gene Ontology annotation, biological process: neuron projection development. The transcript has a single exon. The coding region runs from base 1 to 2124 and encodes 707 amino acids.
AUGGGAAGUCUUAAGGACGAGAUGAGAGGUUUCAGAGAGGACCACCAGCCUCACGACAAGACAGAUGAGGGCGAGCGUUCAGGUGGCUCGGAUGACGGCGCCUUGCCAGAGGGAGCUCAGUUAAACACAAGUCAAGAGUCAACAGCCCGAGGGGACCAUCAGCCAAAACAACACACGAACACCAGCCACACUGAGGAGGGAGGUGAGAGCCCGACAUCCACAGAUCAAGUGCUUUCAGGGGAGGAUAGAGAGAACCCUGACUCAACACAAAUGAAAGACUGCACACAGACCGAUGCCACCACUCCGACACAACAACCUGAAGCUGAUGAAACAACCGCUCAUCCUACAAACAUGACAAUCUGUACCAAGUCCCUGAAGAACGGAGAUGCUGACAUUCAGAGGGAAAAGUCUGAGGAUGGUAGUGUAGGUCCGGACAGAGAAAAGGAGCCAGAAAUUCUGACCAUCCUGGUGCCAUCAGCCACAGACCCCUCCAACCCUCUUUCUCCAGACCCACGUUCCCCAGCUCCUCCUGGACAGCAACACAUGCGCACGCAGGUGAGCCUGGAGGUCGUCCAGUGUCGCUCUGCCGCCACCAGCCCCAUGACUCCUCCCGAGGGCGUCCAUCCCUUCUUCUUCCCAAUCUCCUUCGGGGGAUCCGGAGCUGUGGGCCCUGACACUAAAGAAGCCGAGCUACAGGUGGGUCAGCAGGUGGAGUUCUGCUCCGUCGCCACGUCCCCCAUGACCCCAAAGACGCCGUCGACCACCGCUUUCCCCGAACUGACCGGGAGGGAGAUGGUGCAGAGGGGGGAGCCAGUGAAAGGAUCAGAGGAUCAGAGGGAGAGCGGCACACAAGAGAGUUUCCCUGUGACAAGAAGUCUGACAGAAGCUGAGUCAGAGAUAACCUCAGCUUUGAAAUGUGCCAAAUCAACCGAGCGGAAUGACGGCUCCAGCUCUGCCAGCCGCACACAGUCACAAGUUACUGUGGCUGGUAGUGAUCAGCAGAGUAAGCAGCAGAGGAUGGGAAGCAUGGAUCAGGACAUUACAAUCCUGGUCACCCACCAUGGCAACAAUGAGGAGGAAGACGAAGACAAUAAUGAGUUAUGUUCUUACUCCAUUGAGCCAGAGAUGGUCAAGAUAGAUGAAUAUGAGGAACAUGGUGAAAACAAGAGCGAUGGAGAUGAGAAGAUCUCCACAGGGGUUGAUGCUCCUGAUCAGAAUCCUGAUCUUGCCAGUGGACAACCAAUAACCAAAAUGAAACCUGACAGUUCAGAAGGCAGAGAAAAUAAAGAUGUACGUGACGAGUCUGUGACAAAACCUCCGGUCCCUGAAUCUCCAGCUCCCUUCGGCUGCCACAGCAUCUGCACACAGGUGAGCCUGGAGGUGGUGCAGUGUCAGUCUGUGGCCACCAGCCCUAUGACCCCUCCUGAGGGGGACCUUGCCUUCUACUUCCCAAGCUCUAUUGGGAGAUGUGGGGCUGUGGGUGCAGGGACAAAAAAUGCUGAGAUGCAGGUGGAUCAACAAGUGGAGUUUCGAUCAGUCGCUACAGCGCCCAUGACCCCGAGGACGCCCAUCACCACCACGUUUCCCGAGGUCAUGAGGGAGGCAUGUACGGAGGAGAAGAUAGUGGAGGAGGAAGAGGUUAAAGACGAGCAAGUCAAGGAAGAGGUAGAAUGUAAAGAGGAAGAGAAGAUAACUGAAGAGAAGAAAAAGGAAGCAGAAGAAGACGAGGACCAAACAGAAUCAAUAAACUGUCAGGAGAAGGAUGAGGAGAGUUGUGAGGAGCCGGUGCAGGAGGUGAGCUGGGACGAUAAAGGGAUGACGUGGGAGGUGUAUGGAGCUGUAUUGGAAGUGGCCGUGCUUGGCUCAGCCAUCCAGAAACACCUGGAGAAGCAGGUGAAGAAGCAGAAGCCGUCCAUGCCGCCCCCGCCUCCUCUCAACCCCUCGGCCAUGCCCCCCUCAGAGGCCUCCCAGGGCGGGUCUGGCUCAGGGUCGGGCAAAGGCCGGGCCGGGAAGAGAGGGAGUCGGGACGGGAAGGGGAGUCGACGCCGGAGAAACCCGUUCCGUCAGCUGAUGGAGAACAUGCAGCAGCCCCACUGCUGCUCCAGAGCUCACACCAACGAGUGA